Myotis lucifugus (little brown bat) is the source of this 2662-nucleotide messenger RNA. RefSeq names its product TSC22 domain family member 4 (gene TSC22D4). The coding region runs from base 827 to 2206 and encodes 459 amino acids. The record is from RefSeq and is a predicted model, not a curated record. Gene Ontology annotation, biological process: response to osmotic stress; regulation of transcription by RNA polymerase II. NCBI's taxonomy places the organism in Eukaryota, Metazoa, Chordata, Mammalia, Chiroptera, Vespertilionidae. The transcript has 5 exons.
CCGCGCCAGCUGGCCCGGAGCCCCAGGAGGGAGAGAGGGCGGAGGAAGGGGAGGAAGAGGGGAAGAAGGAGGAGGAGGAGAGGAGCAGUCAGCAGGCCCGAGGAGGCAGGACUUCCUGGUGUGGGGGUUGUCAACAGCCCAGAAAGAGGGAGACAGUGAGACCGAACCAAAAGGAGCCGAGCGGCGAAGGGACCCAUUGGUGCCACGCGGGAGGCGACUAGAGAGACCCGCUCGCCCCGACCACCGAAGUGGCUCCACCUGCAGGACCAGGGGGUGAGCCGCCCCGCCCGCAUCGGCCCCGAGACGCUUGGGGCUUCCGAGGCCGCGCCUGGGCUCCACCAAGGAGGCGGGGGUUCCUUCUCUUUCCGGAGCGCAAACUUUCCACGGAGAUGCCUUGCGGGGCGAGGUGCGGCCCCCGAAGCGGACUGGGCCGUCUCUAAGCGCCGCCGGCGCCCCCCGCGCUGCUGGGGCCCAGAGGCCCCGGGGAACGACAGCCCGACAUCUUAGGCGGCCGGACCCCCGGCCCAGCUUGUUGGCCGAGGCCGAGAGUUUGCAAACUCAGCUCUGGAGUUCGGCAGCGACAGCAGCAGGAAAAACCUGCCCCUGCCCCCCCUGCUCGCCGCCUCCCCUCCCCUGUUCUCCCCUCACCAGCCAGGCACCCCCAGUUCCUGCCGGGCCCUCCCACCAUGUCGGACCCAGACGUCCCCAGGGGCCCCGAUGUCCCCGCCAUGUGGCUCCCCUGUUCUAGGGGUGCCUGAGCCCCUUCGAAGAGCCACUACCGCCCCGCCCCCCGCCCACUUUGGCCCCAUCCUGAGCCCCCGGGACCAUGAGUGGGGGCAAGAAGAAGAGUAGUUUCCAAAUCACCAGCGUGACCACGGACUAUGAGGGCCCCGGGAGCCCUGGAGGUCCAGACUCCCCUGCCCUGCCAGGCCCUACCGGGCCCCCACCCCGCCUGCCCAACGGGGAGCCCAACCCAGAGCCAGGGGGCAAGAGCACCCCCCGGAAUGGCUCCCCACCGCCCGGGGCCCCUGCCUCCCGUUUCCGGGUGGUGAAGCUGCCACAGGGCCUGGGAGAGCCUUAUCGCCGUGGCCGCUGGACGUGUGUGGAUGUUUACGAGAGAGACCUGGAGCCCCCUGGCUUUGGCCGGGUCCUGGAGGGGAUUCGUGGGGCCUCAGGGGGUACUGGGGGCAGAUCUUUGGAUUCCAGGUUGGAGCUGGCCAGCUUGGGCCUGGGUGCCCCUAUCCCACAGCCAGGCCUGUCUCAGGGUCCAACCUCCUGGCUUCUCCCUCCUCCCAGCUCCCCUGGACUUCAGGCCCGCUCCUUCACUGGGGGGCUGGGCCAGCUGGCAGUGCCUGGCAAGGCCAAGGUGGAAACACCCCCUUUGUCAGCUUCCCCACCCCAGCAGCGCCCCCCAGAGCCUGGGGCUGGAGAUAGCGUGGGCACAUCCCGGGCUGCCACGCCCCUGUCCUCGCUGAGGGUGGAAGUGGAGGCCAGGGGCUCCACAGCUGGAACUCCUCCACUGUCCCGGACUAAGGAUGGAGCCCUGCGACUGAGGAUGGAGUUGGUUGCUCCAGAGGAGAUGGGGCAGGUACCCCCCCACGACUCUCGCCCCAGCUCCCCGGCCCUCUACUUCUUCCCUGAUGCCAGUCUGGUCCACAAGUCUCCAGACCCCUUUGGAGCAGCAGCAGCCCAGAGCCUCAGCCUGGCCCGAUCCAUGCUGGCCAUCAGUGGCCACCUGGACAGCGACGAUGAUAGGGUCUUCAAAAAGUCUCUGCUCCUAUUCCCAGUGUCCCACCUCCAGCGUCACCUUCCCACCUCUCCUCAAGCCCUCACUCCUUCAAGACUCCAGACCCCAGACUCAGGACCAGAGGCUGUACUUGUCUUUAAGGGCUCUGGACUCUGUUCCAUUGCCAUGGUAACCUUUCCCAUUCCUCCUGGUCCUCACCAUGGGAGGUGGGGUUUCCUCUGGGCAGGCACCAGGUUUGCCUGUCCCCAGGACCUGGUGAAGUCCCACCUCAUGUUUGCGGUCCGGGAGGAGGUGGAGGUGCUGAAGGAGCAGAUCCGGGACCUGGCUGAGCGGAAUGCCGCACUGGAGCAAGAGAAUGGACUGCUGCGUGCCCUGGCCAGCCCUGAGCAGCUGGCCCAGCUGCCGUCCUCAGGGGUCCCUCGGCUUGGGCCCCCUGCGCCCAAUGGGCCCUCCAUCUGAGCCUCCUUUCCCUCACAAUGUGCCUUUGGGGGCUGCCACAGCUGCCUGCCCCCUCUUCCUAUGCAGCUUUAAUUCCCCCUGAUCCCUAGGGAUGGGAGUUAAAGGCUCAGAAUUGGCCUGUCCCCCGAUCCUUCCUCCAUCUCCCCAUAGUGCCCAGGGACUCGGCUGGGGCAUCCCCAGGCCUUGAUGGAGGAGAGAAGGCUGCAGGACAGGGUGUUAGAUGGAGCUCCCUGCUCCCUCCCUAGGUGUCAGUGUUCUGGGACCCCCAGCAGUAGAUGGCUUGAGGGAGUUGGAGGCUUCCUGGCAGACACCCCAUCCUCACCUUAUUCCCUUGAAGUGCCCCCUCUUCUUUGCCCAGGGGAGGGAUUAUGGACAGUAUCUGGAAGUUCUGGGGUUCAGGUUGUUAUUAAAAUAAUAAUUAUAAUUAAAAAAUCCAAAGAAACUUGAAUCUGGAAA